Puccinia triticina is the source of this 477-nucleotide messenger RNA. RefSeq lists its product as uncharacterized. The record is from RefSeq and is a predicted model, not a curated record. The transcript is spliced from 2 exons. Lineage: Eukaryota; Fungi; Basidiomycota; Pucciniomycetes; Pucciniales; Pucciniaceae. Bases 1 to 477 code for a protein of 158 amino acids.
AUGUCGUGGGGCUGUGGCCAAGCCCCGGCCUGGGCUGAAGGAUGGGUGUCGACGCUGGGUGAUGAUGAUGGUCUGGCUGUCCACGUGCACGGCCGAGCUGCAAGGUUCUCGCGCCUGCCGAUCCAGAUGAUCGCCCGCGCGUGCGGUCGGCCCAACAACACAAGAAGGGGCACAGGGGCGCCGCCAGCAGAACAUGCACGCGGAUCCGUCUGGGAGUCAGGGGCCCUCCUGCCCACACACGCUCUCGAGGGCGCUCAUGUGCCCCAGAGAAAGCCUGUCGCGUCGGCCACGGCUUUCCCGCGCGGCGGCUGCGGAGGACCCCGUGAGCCUUCCAGGCCAGCCGCACACAUCGCGGAGGCUUCUGCGCGACGGGCCAGGCGCCCGUCGUCUUUGCUGCUCAUCGCCCUCGGCUAUGCGGGCACACCGGCCAGCCUGCAGCUCCGGCGCGACGGUCCUGCAUCCCUGCUCAUGCUCUAG